AUGAGCAACAAAGCCAAGGCCCUUCGCUUCUGCCUUUGGAUCACAUGCUGUCGGAAGGAAGAUUCUUUGCCCAACCAGCCCCCCGUAACAGGCCCGGAAACCGAUCAUCACAGCCUUCUGCCUGAGGGACUCUUCGGAGACAGCUGCGCAGCAUGCGGCAAGCAGGGCGCUACCAUGCGGUGCUCUCCAUGUCUCAUCAAGAACGGUGACAACUGCAGCCACGAGACUCUCAGAACACUCUAUUGCGACCGGACAUGCCAAGCUCAACCCUGGCCUAAGCACAGACAAAUCAGCCGCGUCGUCAAGCUCUACGAGGAAGUUUGGGAGCACUUUAUGGACCUGACAGAGUUUCAUUUCAGACCCAAAAAUAUCAACAUACCCGUCUGUCGCAUGACACCAGACCGCAUCGAGUUCAGCGGGAUGCCUGGCCACAAUGUCCUACGUCUCACCCUGUCUUCGGCCAGACAGCUUGUGCUCGACCCCACCCAUACUCAGUUCGGUUGGAAAGAAGCUUUGUCGCCCUGGGAAUCCCACCCUCAAGCACCGCGUCUCGACGACGAAUGCAGAGCCUCCGGUGGCGUAUUGUAA
Molecule: messenger RNA, 588 nt
Organism: Podospora pseudocomata
Lineage: Eukaryota; Fungi; Ascomycota; Sordariomycetes; Sordariales; Podosporaceae
Exons: 1
Coding region: 1-588 (195 amino acids)
Source: RefSeq, a predicted model, not a curated record